This is a messenger RNA of Paramecium tetraurelia, 1624 nucleotides long. RefSeq lists its product as uncharacterized. The transcript has 8 exons. Lineage: Eukaryota; Ciliophora; Oligohymenophorea; Peniculida; Parameciidae. Gene Ontology annotation, cellular component: myosin complex. Gene Ontology annotation, molecular function: cytoskeletal motor activity; ATP binding; protein serine/threonine kinase activity. The record is from RefSeq and is a predicted model, not a curated record. Gene Ontology annotation, biological process: protein phosphorylation.
AUGGAUUAUGAAUAGGUGAUGAAUGACAAGAAGUUGAGAGAGCAGCUGGAGGGAGGGGAAACGAUAGUGUUGACUAUGAAAGUGAUAAAGUUCACAGGACAAAAUAAAAAGUUGCCACGAGUUAUUGCAAUAACAAACAAGAACAUAUAUAACAUAUCUCCAGCUGAAGGUAGUGCAGUCAAGAAUUUCUUCUAGAAUUUGGUGUAGAAAUCGAGGAUCAAGAGAAAAAUAGCUUUAUCAGCAAUAAUAGGGAUAACCAUUUCAAAAAUAGUGAAGGAGUUCAUUCUUCACAUUCCAACUGAAUAUGAUUAGCGAUAUUAGGUGGAUGAUUAAUUGGCAUUAAUAAUUUAAACACUUUGUGAAGUUUAUAUAAAGCAUAACCUAAAGAAAAUAAAGUGUUUCUUCAUUGAGGAAAUGAAUCUAAGUCAAUAUACAACAACUAACUACGACAUUAAGAAGAACAUCAGAAGGCAAUUGCCAAAGCAAGGAAGUGAGAUGACAGUAGAUGAAGUGAAAAUGGCAAUGCAAGCAUCAAGGGGAAACGUUUAGACAUUGUAUCAGAAAUCGAAUUCUCCUGAGAUCAGUAUUGAAGAUUUCACAUUGAUCAAAAUGUUGGGGAGAGGUGCAUUUGGAAAGGUGAUGUUAUGUGAAAAGAAGGAUACCAAGGAGAUAUUUGCAAUUAAGAGUUUAAGAAAGGAAGAUAUCAUUUCAAGAGAUCAUAUUGAAUAUUUGAAGACUGAAAGAAAGAUAUUGGAGUAGACUUAGCAUCCCUUUUUGGUGUCAUUGGAGUAUGCCUUCAUCACUUAAGAAUGCGUUUACUUUGUGAUGAAGUUUAUGAUAGGGGGUGAAUUGUAUACUCAUUUGUAGAAGAUAAAUAAAUUUAAUGAGGAAUUUGCUUUAUUCUAUUCAUCAUAAGUUCUGUUGGCUUUGGAGUAUCUGCAUAAGCAGGGCAUCAUCUACAGAGAUUUGAAACCAGAGAAUAUUUUGAUGGAUGAAAAAGGAUAUGUGGCCUUGACUGAUUAUGGAUUGGCUAAGUUCUUAUCAAAGGGAUAGGUUACUUAAUCUAUUGUAGGCACUCCUGAAUAUCUGGCACCUGAGGUAAUUACUCAAUAGGGACAUGCUUUCACUGCUGAUUGGUGGUGUUUGGGUAUAUUAAUUUAUGAAAUGUUAUGUGGUAAGACUCCAUUCUUUUCAGAGAAUAGAAAUCAGAUGUUCAGGAAUAUCGUGGAAUCUGAGUUGAAAUUCCCGUCAACUCUCCACAUCACACCAGAGUGCAAGAGUCUCCUUACGAGUUUACUCAAGAAGAAACCCAAUGAACGUUUGGGCAACAAAGGAGAUGCUGAGGAGAUUAAGAAGCAUGCCUGGUUCAAACGUAUGGACUUUUAGAGAUUGAUUUCAAAAGAAAUUUAAGCACCAAUAAUUCCAGACUUAUAAUCUGCCACAGAUUUAUCAAAUUUUAAUCCCCAAAUUUUAGACGAAAAAAUUGAGGAAGGUGAGCCAUAAGGUACAACAAAUACUUAGGCUUUGAAAAAAUUUGAUUAAGAAUUCUAUGGUUUGAAUUACAAAAAAGAAUGAUUAUUGUUUUAUAGAUUCAUGAAUUUCAUAAUUUCAUAAUCUUAUAAUC